Messenger RNA from Zea mays, 1636 nucleotides. RefSeq lists its product as uncharacterized. Lineage: Eukaryota; Viridiplantae; Streptophyta; Magnoliopsida; Poales; Poaceae. The record is from RefSeq and is a predicted model, not a curated record. Bases 237 to 827 code for a protein of 196 amino acids. The transcript has 2 exons.
CUUCCACCGCUUCCUCAAUCCUCAUCCUGAGCCGCAUCGUUCUGGAGGAUUUCCAAAGCGCCUUCUCCCUGCUCGCUCUAUUCCCCAUCGUGCCCCUUGAGCUUGGAGCUCGAGCGCCACCAGGGUCACGCCCCUUCCUUAUCCCUCGUCGGACCCGUCGAGCAGAGCCCGACGCCCUGGCUGAGCUGGUCUAGCUCGCGCCCUCUUCCAAUUUGACCUUCCCUGCUCGGUCUGGCAUGGAGGUCAGCCACCAGAAAUCGUGCGCCAACCUUGCCCUUCUCAACCGUCGACCAUGUGAAGCCAUGGAGCCGUCGUUCUUAGCCCCGGCUCCCCAAGUCCGGCCAGGAACUUCCCAGCGCCUCCCUCUCUGCUCCUGUGCUCGGAGCCCAGUACUCCACCUCGCCGGGGUCGACCUCCCCUCGCCCUUAUCCUCUGGCCGUCAUCCUGGUCGCCGGUUGAGUCCCCUCAUGGAUGUCGUUGCCCAGGUGCUGAGUCUCCUCCCCUCGACAUGCUUAACAGCGUCGUUGUAUCGGACUCCGCUAUCGAACCGCGCCACUGAUUCAACUCGCCAUCGACACAGCGCCGAACCUUUGCCUCUGCCCCAUCGUCAUUCUGCUCGACGCUGGUUCCUCCUCCGAUUCCCAUUCCCUGCUUGGUUUCUUGCCAUUCGUGCCACUCGGCCAACGUGCCAGAAUGUGUUGCCUCCCUCCGUUCGUUGCCAUGAUGGCCAUCCUCGUUGCGACAGGCUGGUCACCCCGGCGCUGCCAUCCCUACUCGAAAUCCUCCCUCUUCGAAGCUUGCUGGUCGCUGUUCCAUGCUGUUCCUAAUAGCUCAGAUUCUGCUCAGCUCGCCCCCAUGGCACAUCAGUCCUGCUUGAUUAGUGUUGGCUGGUCCUCCUUGGCGUUGUUCCGUGUAGAUCCUUGACCCCGUUCACCUUCAGCCCCACCGUGUUCACCUCCCUGCGUUGUCGCGAACUCGCCGUUGCCAUUCGCCUAGGGUGAAGUCCAUGUCAUCUCCCUGCCCUGGUGCACACCGUCGCGCUUCUGUGAUCUGGGCCAACACACCUAGCCAAUGGAGCCCGUCCGCAUGUCACUGUUCCGCUUCCCACGCCGAGGUGGGUUAUCCUGGAAGUUUAGAUGAAGGAAGUGAAGAUCAACACGACAUUACUAGAUGUUUGAUGAAUUGUGUGGAUCGGAUCCGUCAUUAGUUUGGUACGCUAAUGAUCAAAAUGCGAAGGCCAGGGUCUAGGUUGAUCCCAAAUGGUGCAAAGGAUGGUCUACUCUGAGAGGCGAUGUCGGCGGACCAAUCUAGCAGAUGAAUCAAGUACCAGGAUGGCAGAUGCUCACCAAGUGAUCGUCAUCUAACAACACUGACUUAGUGUUUAUUCCAGACAAGCCCCGGUGCAUUUGCCACCUCUUUGCUGUUUUAAAACUUUUAUCACUAAUAUGUUGCAUUAGGCGGUAGGAGUUAAAUGAUUAAACCUUUGUUACAUAACUUCCUUGAACUAUUGAUUAUCAUCCUUGAUACCAGAUUUGAAAAGCAAGAUGUGCUUAGUAUGCUUAUAGACAAGGAACAAAAUGUUUUGAUACAUGAAUCAUGUUUUUACAAAGAAAAAGAGGUUGGAAUGAUGAAGGUA